GCGGGCGGAGCGAGAGGAGGAGCCGUCGGCGGCCGGGGCGCCUUGUUGCUAUGGGGAGACGGCGAGGGAGGGGGCGGCGUCGCCGCUGCUGCUGCUGCGCAGGGCAAGGGAAGCCAGAGGCAGCGGCGGCGGCGGCGGCAGCAGCAGCUGCUGAUUCCUGACACAUUUCCCCCCCUCGCUGCCAUAUUGCUGCCCCCUCCCCCUUUGCGCGAGCUUCAUGCGUACAGCCAACAAGAUUAAAUGGGUCCAGUAACUGGAAUGACUCCGGACAAGAAAGCUGAAACGCCGGGGGCAGAGAAAUCCGCAGGGCUGCGGCACAUCCAAAGAAUGGGGAGCUUGCCGGAGGCGGUGGAUGCGGCUCGGCCGAAGGCCACGGCCGUGGAUAGCGAACUGGCCGACGACGAGCUCACAAACUUGAACUGGCUUCACGAAAGCACGAACCUCCUAACAAACUUCAGCCUCGGAAGUGAGGGUCUUCCGGUGGUUAGCCCCCUGUACGACAUCGAGGGCGACAGUGUGCCAUCCUACCCUUCUUCCUGCUACUCCAACCCCGAGAAGAAAUCUGCCACAUCGAAGCCCCCCUAUUCCUUUAGUCUCCUCAUCUAUAUGGCGAUAGAGCAUUCGCCCAAUAAGAGCUUGCCGGUGAAAGAAAUCUACAGCUGGAUCCUGGAGCGCUUCCCGUAUUUUGCCACGGCCCCCACUGGCUGGAAGAACUCGGUCCGGCAUAAUCUUUCCUUGAACAAGUGUUUCCGGAAGGUGGAGAGAAGCCACGGCAAGGUGAAUGGAAAAGGUUCUUUGUGGUGUGUGGACCCAGAAUAUAAACCGAACCUAAUACAAGCCCUGAAGAAGCAGCCUUUCCCCUCUGCCUUUUUUUAUACCCCACCAGCAUCACCACUGAGUGGUUCACCUUCUCCUCACUACUUAACCUCAGUUUUGAAACAGAAUCAGGGUCGAUCUAUCAAAGACUCUGAUAUUGAUGCUGCUACUGCCAUGAUGCUGUUGAAUACUUCCAUUGAAGAAGGCAUUUUAGAUUACUCUUUAUUUUCCUCAGGUAAGAAGCCGCAGCCUCUCAAGCUGUCCAAGAAAAGGAAUUACGUCAGCACGUUCCAAAGCCACGGCAAGUCAAGUCCCGGGGGGAGCGAUUUCCCCGUCCCCAACAUUGACCCCAACGAGGACCACAACUACAGUGCCAGCAGCGUGGCCUCGCAGCGCUGCGUGUCGCCCUCGAGUGUGUCUUCCCUGUCGUCCGUCGACGAGGUCUACGAGUUUGUCUCCGAAGCCAGCCGGGUGGGGAGCGAGGGCAGCGAAGGGUUCCACAGCGAGGUGGACACGGACGGAGACGACCGCGAAGAGGACGAUGACGACGACCCCCUGGCCGAUAGCGGCUACACCUCGCAGCCGUGCCUCGCCACCUCGGACAAGGCCCAGCCUCGCAAGAAAGCCCUGGAGGAGCUGUGCCUAGAAAUCGACGAGGAACUGAAAGAGGCGGCCGGGUCUCUGCUUCAUCUAGCCGGGAUUAGCCCCUGUCUAGGCUCCCUCAUAAGUACUGCAAAGACCAAUAGCCAGAAACGAAGGAGAAGGAACGACGUCACAGCCUGAGAAGUGUGUUUGGGGACGGGGGGGGGGGGGAGAAGAUACGUCUAUCAAUAGAGAUAAAUGCAUAUUUUAUUUUUUAGCGUGGCAAUACUCCUCUACUUUUUACCCUUCACAAGGGAGAUCAAAGCCAUAAAAGGACUUUUUGUUCAUGUAUUUUUAUUUUCACAGAUUAUAGUUUUGCAAUUUGUUUCUUUUUCUAAUUGCAAAAGCGGUGGUUUUGAAGCAUUGAAGAGUGGAUUACAAUUGUGCAAAACAGGUGGGACGGGGGCAAAACAAACCAACCAACAAACCAACACAGCAGUUCCUUCUCCCUGGUAAUUUUAGCAAAGUUGAAUAUUUGAGUUUAUUGGAGGAGUGGGUGCCAGUAUCUCUAUCAUCUCAUACCUUGUACAUCUCUUUGGGUUUGGAACCUGGGGGCUUCAUUUGACCUGUCUGAGUUCAUCAGGCUCUGCGCAGAGAACAGGGCAGCCAAUCAGAUGUUGGGAGCUGGACUGCAGCUUCCUUCUGCCCUCCCCAUUGGCUGUGCUGGCAGGGGUUGAUGGGAGUUGUAGUCCAACAGCAUCUAGAGGGCCACACAUGCCCCAUUUCCUCCAAUGGGAGUGAAGAAUUGUGCCUUGCUUCCUGGCGCACCUGUUCCGCAGCGAGGCCCGGUGCUUGUAUGUUAUGGCGCAUAAAGUCCAAUGUGUAGUCUGUCUUUCUCUAAUUUUUCGGGGAGAGGGUGGAGUGGAUGCAGUGCCUGCAUUGAACUCUACACAUGUAGUUCUCAGCCUGCAUAAUUUUUGGCCCUCAAAGAUCAGUCGGUGGAGAACAAGUGGGAAAAGGCUACAUGGACUGUCUCCUGUUCCAGACUGACAUGCAAUUCACAAAUCCCAGGUGGGACUGAAAGUGGAGGGAGGUACAUUGGGAGCAGGAGAACAAGCAGGUGCAAUCCUGCCCCCUCUCUCUGUGCCCACGGGCUCCUACCUCUCUCGGUUCUAGACCAGGGGUAGUCAACAUGGUGCUCUUCCAGUUUUGUAUUCCAUCUUCCACCCUUCUUGAUCAAUGUCCAUGCUGGUUGGGGCUGAUGGGACUUGGGAGUCCAGCAAGAAUGGAAGGGCAUGGAGUUGACUAUCCUUGAUCUGGUUCUGACACCUUCACGUGUUCUGAUUUAAGUAUUUGCAAACGCAGGAUAAGGUCUACCAGCUUUCAGCUUGGCUUCCGUUGUUGCAUAAUUGUCUCAUGUGCAAGUCGAGGGUCUGGAAUAACCUGAAUAGUAGACAACUGCCAUGGUGGGUCAGUUACCGAUUGACUGAUGUCUGCAGUGAUAACACAGGGAGGGUGUUGGGAAUGCAACAUGUAAACGUGGAUGUUUUUGAGACUCUAAUCUUGAAGGGUUAAUCUCCACUCUUGUUUUCACCUUCCUUGGAACAGCACAAAGUAAGGAGCUGGUUCCUUUUCUUGUCUUUCUUUCUUUCUUAUAUUUUAUUAUUAUACUUUAGAUCUUCAGCGCACACUUUUAUUAGCAAACCCAAUGUUCUUUUGGUCUCGAUAGCCAGAUUGAGUGAAAAAUGUUGACUGCUAAAAUUGUAAAUGGCUGUUGCACAGAGAACUUGUAGUUACAUGUUCAGGUGAAGCAUAAUGAAAUGGGUUUCUUUCUUUUCUCUUUAAGGUUACAGUGGUUGAUGCUGGCCUACUUCUCACUGAGGAGAAAAGCUUGUUCUGGACUGGACCAUUUUAGGCUACAGGUGAGGGCACACACAAUUGAUUACUGUUCUGCAUGAAGCAGAAAAUCUCAAAUAGGUGUCCAGGGGAAGGACUCUAGCCUGGCUUUCUUCCUGACAUCAAGUUCUUUUAAACGUAAAAAUCAUUCAAAUCGCCGUGCAGCUUUACACUGUGUGAGCCCCCACCUGCAGUCAGAAGCAGAACCGUACAAACAGAGCUGGCAGCCUCAAUGAGGACUAGGUUCUUGAAUGCAUUCUUACUCCACUUGGAAAACCGACCUUUUUUCCUUCUCUUCUACUGUGUGCUUCAGUUUUGCACUGUAUUAACCUAGCAUCCCUCAAGAAGACAGUAUAUAAUACGCAGCCUUAAAGGGCACCGUUUUUUAACGUGUGCGCGGGCAGAGUUACGCUCCCUCCUUAAGACUCUGAGAGGAGCUUAGGAAAUGCCUGCGGUUGAUGGUUAGCCGUCCGUCCCAUCUUCCUUGGGGAGCAGUGACCGUUGGAGUGAAAUCCUGACUCCUGUUAAAAUCAGCGGGAAUUUUGCCAUGGUUCGUGCAGCCAGAAUGGCACCUUUCUUUUUAUCCAUUAUCGCAGCAAUAAUAUCCCCUCCCUUGUCAAGUGUCAAGGAAGCCCAAGAGCUCUGUGCUUGCUCUUCCGCCAACACAGUAUUCUAGCGCGUGCUUAAAGUGUAAUGUGGGAAUGGUAAAGAUGCGCCUGUGAAGCCCUGA
This is a messenger RNA of Podarcis raffonei (Aeolian wall lizard), 4024 nucleotides long. RefSeq names its product forkhead box N2 (gene FOXN2). Gene Ontology annotation, biological process: regulation of DNA-templated transcription. Gene Ontology annotation, molecular function: DNA-binding transcription factor activity; cis-regulatory region sequence-specific DNA binding. The transcript is spliced from 6 exons. The record is from RefSeq and is a predicted model, not a curated record. Bases 241 to 1599 code for a protein of 452 amino acids. Gene Ontology annotation, cellular component: nucleus. NCBI's taxonomy places the organism in Eukaryota, Metazoa, Chordata, Lepidosauria, Squamata, Lacertidae.